AUGCCUGUCACUGGCGCCACCGGCGCCAUUCUGCGACGCUCCUUGCGUGUCUAUCAGGUCUAUGGUGCGAACACAGGAGUGGGCAAGACAGUUACAUCAGCCAUUCUAUGCGGUGCGCUGCACCGCGCCUUUCCCGAAGAACACGUUUGGUAUUUGAAGCCGGUGUCGACCGGCCCGCAGGAUCAAGCUGACGAUGGCCACCUUGCACGCUUCUCGCCACAAACACUAUCCAAGACGUUGGUUCAAUAUGGGUCUCCUGUGAGCCCGCAUGUGGCGGCUAGAGUAGCGGCUACGAAGCUCACAGAUGCUGCACUUCGCGAACAGAUACAGACGUACGUGGCUAAGUGCGCAGAAGACGGCCAGGGAACGUUGCUGAUAGAGACAGCUGGCGGUGUGCACUCGCCGACCCCAUCCGGAAGUUCGCAGGCAGACAUGUACCAGCCUCUGCGACUUCCCGUCAUCCUUGUCGGCGACCACCGGCUGGGCGGCAUUUCAGCCUCCAUCGCCGCAUUUGAGUCACUGCACAUCCGCGGCUACGACAUUAGCAGAGUAUUGGUGUUUGAGGAUGCGACAUACGAGAACCAUCUCUACCUCCGGGACUACUUUGCGGAGCGGGACAUUGCCCUUCUCUCAGUCCCACCGCCACCAUCCCCGUCGAGCACGACGGCAUCCGACUACGAGCGCAUGGCCGAAUACUACGACGAAAUGUCCUCCAGGCCUGAAGUUCUCGACACCGUCACGGAUCUCGCCACUACACACCAGUUGCGCCUUGCCCGCCUCAACGACAUGGCACCGCAAGCGCAUAAACACAUCUGGUAUCCUUUUACGCAACAUUCAGGUCUUACACCAGCGUCACUUAUGACCAUUGAUUCGGCACAUGGCGAUUUCUUCCAAGCAUAUUUCUCAUCUCCAAAAAAUACGCUUAAGCCAACUCUUGACGGCUCCGCCUCGUGGUGGACCCAGGGCCUUGGUCACGCCAACACCAAGCUCGCUUUGGCUGCUGCACACGCUGCUGGUCGCUACGGACACGUCAUGUUUGCGGGUACGAUCCACGAACCGGCUUUAUCUUUAGCAGAGCUCUUGUUGAAGCACAUGGGCAACCCACGCUUGCAACGCAUAUUCUACUCAGAUAAUGGCAGUACGGGCAUAGAGGUUGCUGUGAAGAUGGCAUUAUCGGCGGCAUCGAAACGGUACGACUACGAGGGGAAGGAACUUGGCGUGUUGGGGCUCAGGUCGUCCUAUCACGGGGACACCAUCGGAGCGAUGGACUGCUCGGAGCCGUCAACGUACAACGAGCGCGUCCACUGGUACAAAGGACGCGGUCACUGGUUCGAUUUCCCCGAGGUAAAGAUGAAGGGGGGGAAAUGGAUCGUCGAGCCGCCCAAGGGCAUGGAAGGCGAGUUCGGCCCAACACAGACGUUUUCCAGUUUAGGAGAUGUGUUUGACAUCGGGAUGCGCAAUGCCUCAGCUGCGGCUGAAAAAUAUAGGACACAUAUCCUCAAAACCCUCGACCGCCUUGUGCGCGUGGAGGGCCAGAGUUUUGGCGCGCUUGUCAUGGAGCCUGUCCUUCUAGGCGCUGGGGGAAUGCUCCUCAUCGAUCCGCUCUUCCAAAGCACGCUGGUCUCGGUCGUUCGUGCGUCACACACUCUUUUCACCUCCAAACCAACUCCCACACUGGAUGACAAUACCUGGACUGGUCUCCCCGUUGUCUUUGACGAGGUGUUUACGGGACUUACCCGCCUCGGCCCUUUUUCGCCCAGUACGCUUCUGGGCGUGCACCCUGACAUCUCCGUACACGCCAAGCUUCUCACGGGCGGUCUUGUGCCGCUCGCUGCAACGGCUGCCAGCGAGGCCAUCUACAAAACAUUUUUGGGUGCCGAGAAGCGAGAUGCCUUACUGCAUGGCCACAGUUAUACGGCGCAUGCCGUGGGGUGUAAAGUAGCCGAGACCUCCAUCAAAGAACUACUGCAGAUGGAGGCAAGCGGGGCAUGGGAUGACUUUAAGCGACCUUGGGAGCAGGGCAAGGGAAUCGUAUGGAGCAUGUGGUCUCCUACGUUCCUUUCCGAAGUCUCUUGUCGCGCUGAAGUUGACAGUAUCGUCGCCCUUGGGUCGGUCUUGGCCAUUAAAUUGCGAGACGAGAACCCAGGAUACGCAUCCAGUGCUGCUGUCGGGUUGCAGUCCGCGCUCUUCAGUGUGAGCGGCGGUUUCAAAAUCCACUCCAGGGUGCUAGGAAAUGUGUUUUAUAUUAUGGCAAGUCAGACUACGGAGGUUAAUAUUGUUAAACAGAUUCAGGAUAUGAUACUUGAGGCGAUAUAA
This is a messenger RNA of Sporothrix schenckii 1099-18, 2316 nucleotides long. RefSeq names its product adenosylmethionine-8-amino-7-oxononanoate aminotransferase. Lineage: Eukaryota; Fungi; Ascomycota; Sordariomycetes; Ophiostomatales; Ophiostomataceae. Gene Ontology annotation, biological process: biotin biosynthetic process. The transcript has a single exon. Gene Ontology annotation, cellular component: mitochondrion. The coding region runs from base 1 to 2316 and encodes 771 amino acids. Gene Ontology annotation, molecular function: ATP binding; magnesium ion binding; dethiobiotin synthase activity. The record is from RefSeq and is a predicted model, not a curated record.